GAGAGAGAGAGAUGGUUAGGAAGCCGACAUCUUUAACCUGAAGAAUUUGCUAGAAUCCUCCAGCUUUCUUUCGUCAAACAUUUCCGACUAUAAAAAUUAAAACCCAAAUACGAAAUCGGCGUGCAAUUUGGAGAUUAGAGAAUGCCAACAUGAACCAUACGGAUAUGGAAAUGAUGGAGGUGGAGACGACGGCGGCUGGGCGGCCGGAGCUGCCGUCCAGCACCGGCCAAGGUGACGUCGCCAGGGACUUGCUCACAUUGUCUCGCCAGCUCCUCAAUCAAGGCAAGCCCUCCCAGGCCCUCCAAGCGGUUGUUAUGGCAAUGAGAACAAGAGGUGGGGACGAGGCUGUAUUUCAGUCCUUGCAUCGUGCUCGUGAGCUGUACAAAAGUAGAUUGCAAGAAAGCUCUGCUGCUGAUCAACUAGCUUCUUUGUUUGCCGAGUGUGCAAUUGCCGAAGCUCAUCCUUCGAAGACUGAACCAGAAGCAGCAUGUAACAUGGGUGGUCCAUCGGUUGGUCUUGGACCCGAUGGUCAAGGAAGUUCCAUACUGGCGGAAACUGGCAGGAUGCAGAUUGUUUUGGAUGCAUUUUCAGAUGGGAGUAGCUUCAUUUGUUUACAAUGCGGAGGUCUUGUUAGCAAUCACCGCAAAGACGAGCACUACGCAUACUGGUGCUGCCAAACUUGACGUGCACGCUCCUAGAAUGGAUACAAGCCCACUUCUGCAAGCUAGUCUCAACGCGUGUGAUUCUGUACUAUUAUUCAACUUCUGUGAGUCUCCAGAGUAGCUACUACUGGUUCCAGCUCCUCUCAAAUGGUCAGCAUUGUCAGAUAUAGACUAGCAGCAAGUCGAAUAUAUGAAUAUUUUGGUUAAGGAUGUCGAGAUUGUGUAUCGGUUGGUUUGGAGUACAUCGAUAAAAUGCAUUCCCUUGUAUGGUUAAUACAGAAUCUUGUAAUACCUGUAUUUUGGUCCCAUCAACUCUAUGCUGAUCUUAUCUGGUGA
Malus domestica (apple) is the source of this 998-nucleotide messenger RNA. RefSeq lists its product as uncharacterized. The record is from RefSeq and is a predicted model, not a curated record. Lineage: Eukaryota; Viridiplantae; Streptophyta; Magnoliopsida; Rosales; Rosaceae.